Molecule: messenger RNA, 1244 nt
Organism: Neoarius graeffei (lesser salmon catfish)
Lineage: Eukaryota; Metazoa; Chordata; Actinopteri; Siluriformes; Ariidae
Gene: ncmap
Product: non-compact myelin associated protein
Exons: 4
Coding region: 220-645 (141 amino acids)
Biological process (GO): regulation of myelination
Cellular component (GO): paranode region of axon; Schmidt-Lanterman incisure; plasma membrane
Molecular function (GO): structural constituent of myelin sheath
Source: RefSeq, a predicted model, not a curated record
CAGAGUACACCACACACACCUGUCAGCCAGGUAAACACGACACGACAGACACACAAACACACUUUUCUCCGUGCUUCUCCUGGUCCUUUUCUUUGGAGUUCUUCUGUCAUCAGCCACGCAGUCUUGCUGGACUAUGCCCUGCUCUGUGGACUGAGGGGCUUGUGCUGCAGGGAGACGUUUUUCCACAAGCAGGUGUGAUCGAACAGCACACUGGUGAAAAUGCAAUCUACCACAGCUUCUCCUGUGACCAACAUCACCACAGCUGUGACCAAAUCAAGAGAACAAAUCCUCAUCCAGAGUUCAGGUGCCAUGAUUGCAGUCAUCGUCAUCGGCAUCAUCAUCAUCCUCAGCAUACUACUCAUCAUCCUGAAGACAUAUAACAAGAAGAUGCACACGAGGAGGAUGCUCAGUGGGACUUCCAGCAAACCACGGAAAAACACGACCUCAACAACAACAAUGGCAUUGCCGAUGCAGAACAUGCAAGGCAGCACCAGCUUGGGAGGUUCUGUACAUAUGCCCAAUACCUUGGAGAAUGGAUUCCGUUUACCACAAAUAGAGGUGUCCAACGUGGCUGAGCAAGUCAGCAUGACCAGUGACUCCACUGUGGUCACGAUACACCAUGCGCCAUCAAUCGAAAAUACGUAAAAAAUAAAAAUGUGACUUGAAUGGAAUCCAUUGUGCUGGGUGACGAGAAGACACACCCCCAGAAUGAACAAACUGAUCAGAGGAUGAUGACCAGGACAUGGAAAAAGAAAAGAAAGACUCAAACACUGAACCAUUGGUAUACUGAGAAACUUGAGCACCUCUGAAGCCCAAACGUAGCCAGUGGACCACUGGGGACAUUUUAGGACCAAAAGAAGUUAGUGGUUAAAUGGACCACAGGGAACUUUGACAGCCAAGCAUGGGCAAACUGUCCACGGAGGACUUUUAGGGUUCAUUAUAGCUCUGAGUAAACCAUUCCAGUGUUCUGUUAACACGUUGAAGGACGAGUGGCCAUUUCACCUAAUAAUUCCACAUUGUGGUCUCUGCAAAUUGAAACUAUCCACUUAUAUAACAGGGACCUCACAAAAUGCCAUGACUGAGUAAAUAAUAGUAUAUCUCAAUCAAUUUCGUUUGAGUCCAAGUGGAAAGACAGUAGUGAAUACAGAAUGAAGGCUGUAAUGUGUAACUACUGCCAACACUACUAACAAUAAAUUAUGUUUCCGUUUAUUUAAAAUAAAGAACAGAAAACCCUUUAAUUGUAA